GCUGAUAGCACGCCAUCCGGCUGAGAAGCCCGCCAUCUUGUGCCAUACAAAGGCCGCUCCACUGACAGCAGUAAAUCCACAAAUUCCUCAAGCCAGAAAAGCCAUAAAACGGGCAAAACGAGGUCACAAAUCAAUCUCUCAAAUGAGCCAAUACUUUCUCAAGUCGUUGUUCGAGAAAUAUCAGCCCGGCGAGGCAUGGUUUCCGAGCGGUUUCGAGCCGGUGGCACCCAGUCGGGGCACGAUAGUGGGGGACUCGACGGCUCCGGGCGGCUGGCGAUGCGCAGCCGGCGUGCCCAGCGGCCCGUUUGGAUCCUACGAUAAUUCCCCGGCCGCUACGAACUGCAUGGCCGGGGCUGGGCUCAACUCCCAGGCCUUCACCGCCGCCUACAACUACCCAUCCUGUUCUUUCAAUCCCCACUACUCGCAGUCGGGAUACGAAAACCAGUUCAACUCCUACACGGGUGGCUAUGCCACGGCGAACUACCACCACCAGGGGGCUUGGAAUACCGCCGAAAAGGGGCCCACCAGCGGAGUGUUAGAGGGGGCCUGCUACCCACUACAGAUCACAAGAGUUACGCAGUUAGAUUCGGAAAGACAGCACAGUAAAGACAACCUUCUUCAAUCAAAUAAAGACAAAAAAUCGGACUCGAAUACUACAACGUACAAAGGUCCCGUCUAUGGAUGGAUGAAAAUUCCAGGGACUCAGAUGAUUGGGACAGAUAAAAAGCGCGGCAGGCAGACGUACACGCGGUACCAGACCUUGGAACUGGAGAAGGAAUUCCACUUCAACCGGUACCUGACAAGGAAGCGGCGCAUCGAGAUCGCUCAGAGCGUCUGCCUGACGGAACGACAGAUCAAGAUCUGGUUCCAGAACCGACGGAUGAAGUGGAAGAAAGAGCAGUGCAAGGACCCGUCGGCGGAGGACAACUCCCCGGGGAAGACAGAGAACGGAGACCGGGACGAAGACGAAGACGAGGAUGAGGAUGUGGACGAAGAAGAUGAAGAAGACGGGAUGGAAAAGGGGAGGUCGGACGAGGAGGGGAAGAAAUGAUGGAUAAGACAGCCGUAGAGACUGGUAGCGUUGAAUAAUCGUUGUUGUUGUGGGCAUCUGUUCUUGCUGUUCGCACCCAUUAAUACAAACAUGGCGGACAGUGCUGUACUCUAGCGGUCACGUGACUUUUACAUCCAGAGAAUAUUCCCACAGAAGGCCGCAUCGUAUUAUAUUGACCGUGUAAUAACCUACAUGUCACGCUUGCGAGUAUCGCCGAAGAUAUAUUGGCAUUUUCGUGUCCUCUUUCCCCCACCAAAAAUUGGCUGUGUAUCGUGUUUCGUUCGCUGGGGACGUAUAGUUCUCUGGUGAGAAAUUCAUUAGCUGUCCUCCUAGUGGCCUAUCACAUAGGUGAUAUGGUGCAGCUGUAUUAUGACAUAUUUUGUUUUAAGUGGGGAUGCAACAAAAAUUAUCGGCGGAAAAAAGAUUGAUUUGACACGAUUUCUCACAGAUGUAAUGAUGUUGGCCUAAUUGUUGCGAUAUUUAAUUAUUCACUGCUGUUGGUUCGGACUGCUUGCCGCAGAUGUACUGCAUAAUGACAAGAACGUGCAUGCAUUAUGAUCCUGAAUAUGUGAUGCAAUGAUGCUAAAUUUUGCAUGCCGUAGCUCUUACACUUAAUGACACAAAACUAACCGAAUUCCGAGCAUUUUUAAUAAAAAAUUCAUACAGAAUGGCAAAUCAACUGCUACUGUACAUUGCCGUCAUAAUAGACACAGAAAACAUACAGCCACUGUCAUGUUUUUCAAAUCUAUUAAUGUAUCAAAAAAUUGGAAUUAGUAUCACAUAAACAGUAUUACAUGUAGUACGAUUUUUGUGUAUUUAGCUAUUAUGUUGAAACAACAUAAUAAAGGAAUGCCCCAUGACUACAUGCAUUGUACAAACAAUAAUCCACUUCAACUUCGAUUGGUAACAUUCAACUAUUUAAAAAAGAAAGAAACGAAGAGAAAUUAGUUUGGCAAUUGGAUGGCAACAUAUUUUGAAUGAUUUCAUUCUUCCUAACAUAAUAUUAAUUGCGAUUUGAUAGUCAGCUCCAUAUAUAGUUUCUGUUCCGUUACAUGCAGCUUAAUGAAGCACAAAUUGCAAGACAAGUAAUGACCAGAAGAAUCAUUGAAUUGGCCAAUUAAUUCAUCUCUUGUUCUUUGUUUCCGUUUCUUACUGUUUGUACUUUUGUAAACGUGUAAGAACAUUGUAAACGAUCAGACAUGUUUCCAAUCUUAUUAUUUCAAAUUGAAGCCAUUUAUGCUCAAACGGACGACAAAUCCCUAAUGUAAUAUGAGUUGUACACAUUUGUCAUUGUAUUAUGAAUCGUGCGUAUAUCAGUAGCAGUAAAUAUGUUAUGGAGAUACUGGGAAAAAA
This is a messenger RNA of Patiria miniata (bat star), 2404 nucleotides long. RefSeq names its product homeobox protein Hox-B7-B-like. The record is from RefSeq and is a predicted model, not a curated record. Lineage: Eukaryota; Metazoa; Echinodermata; Asteroidea; Valvatida; Asterinidae. Bases 143 to 1051 code for a protein of 302 amino acids. Gene Ontology annotation, cellular component: nucleus. Gene Ontology annotation, molecular function: DNA-binding transcription factor activity, RNA polymerase II-specific; RNA polymerase II cis-regulatory region sequence-specific DNA binding. Gene Ontology annotation, biological process: regulation of transcription by RNA polymerase II; anterior/posterior pattern specification. The transcript is spliced from 2 exons.